CAGCUGUGACGUGACGUUUGUUUGUAAUUGGCGAAGUACCGUUCGCUCACCCACUUGUGUCGUGGAUGAGAAAAAGUUUUCUGCAUGCAAUUAGUUCUGCCUGACUAAAACGUAACUCAGUAAAAUAAAAAAAAAGCCAAAAUGUCCGUCAGCGCUCCUCUUAUUGUAAGGUUAUUAGCUUCUUCGGUGUCAGUUGCUGGCAGAGCUGGGAAAAUAGUGAGAGAUGUGAUGAGCAAAGGAGAGUUGGGCAUUGUUGAAAAGGGAAAGGAUGACUAUCAGACGGAAGCAGAUAGGUCUGCAGAGAAGUGUAUUGUUGCAUCCCUCUCCAAACAGUAUCCAAAAGCAAGCAUUAUUGGAGAGGAAGAUAGCUCAGUGGAAGAGGGUGAGGUGUCACCAGACUGGAUAGUGGUUGAUGCAGACAAAGAGGUGUUGGGUCUGGAGUGCCCUGCUAGCCUCAAAGGGGUCAAGGAGGAGGACAUAGUUGUGUGGGUUGAUCCCCUUGAUGGAACUUCCGAGUACACUCAAGGUGCCCUAAUGUUGAAGAGGGAUCCUUGGGAAAGAUGGAAAAUGUAUUUGAGCCACCCUUUUAUCAGUAUGAAGUGGUACUUAAGUCUACUUCAUUCAAAUUUUGGAUUCUUGGAACAUGUGACAGUUCUUAUUGGAAUCUCUGUGAAUGAGAAACCAGUAGCUGGAGUGAUUCACCAGCCAUUUUUCAAAAAUCAAACCGGAGGGGAGGUUAAAAUGGGUAGAACUAUCUGGGGGCUGUCCGAGAUAGGUGUUGGAGGGUUCACGCCGGCGCCGCCUCCAGGGUCCUUGAUCAUCACCACAACUAGAAGCCAUUCUAAUCCUGUGGUUGAAAAGGCAUUACAGGUCAUGAAUGCUGCUCAGGUUCUAAGGGUUGGAGGUGCAGGAUACAAGGUGUUACAACUGUUGGAAGGCCAAGCGUCAGUAUACGUAUUCGCCAGCCCAGGAUGCAAGAAGUGGGACACAUGCGCCCCCGAAGCAGUAUUGUCAGCGGCCGGGGGCAAGCUCACAGAUAUCUUAGGGAACUUCUACAAGUACGGCGCCUCGGCAUCUAAGCCGAACAAGACCGGGGUCUUAGCUGCCGUCAACGAUGAAUUGCACAGCUACGCCCUGAACAGGAUACCACAGGAACUGAAAGAUACUCUUGCCAACAAAUAGCUACGAUUUAUGUCACACGUUUAACCUCGUAAGGCCAAACCUCUACACACGAUACUCUAAAUUUGAUUGCCCUUAAGGCCUAUGCACACCGAGUGCGUGGGCGUUUGUAAUAUACAGAUCCUUAUGAGAAACGGUAUACACCUUGCGCGGCUCAAUCAUUUCAGCGCACACUCACGUGCACAUCUACGCACACGCAGCCGGUGUGCUCUGGCCUUUUUAUUCAAUUAUUACUGCACGUUGAAAACUAGCUCCUCCUUCGCAAAACUCCUUGACAAAAAUUGACUAAUAUUCUUGAUAUAAUUACUAUAAACAGUGGAUUAAGUAAAUAAUUAUUCGUUUGGGAGCUAUGGACUGAAACUUCUCACAAGUAGACGCACAAACAAGCCAAUUGCCAAAUUUAUAAUAUACUUACCUAUCCCCCUUGGCUGGUUGGGGAUAUUAACACUUUGAUUUUGGCCUGGCAAUGAGUGUUAAGGCUUGACCUUACGAGGUUAAAAAAGUUAAAAAACGGAGAGGGGGUAAUAAAUA
Messenger RNA from Cydia strobilella, 1710 nucleotides. RefSeq names its product 3'(2'),5'-bisphosphate nucleotidase 1. Gene Ontology annotation, molecular function: 3'(2'),5'-bisphosphate nucleotidase activity. The record is from RefSeq and is a predicted model, not a curated record. Gene Ontology annotation, biological process: phosphatidylinositol phosphate biosynthetic process. The transcript is spliced from 6 exons. Lineage: Eukaryota; Metazoa; Arthropoda; Insecta; Lepidoptera; Tortricidae. The coding region runs from base 142 to 1182 and encodes 346 amino acids.